AUGUCCACCGCGCAGGGUGGACAAACAGCUGACCGAGAGCUCGUACUCUGCCACGGUUGUGACAACGAAUGGUGGCGUGAUGAGCACGGACUGGAAUGUCCUGGGUGUCACUGCGAUAUUGUCGAGAUCGUAAGCCGUGAAAUUUCGUUUGGUAGUGAGAGACCAACUGACGCACAUCGACCGCAGAUCAGCCCAGACGACGACCCUCGGCGCGACCGUCUAGAAGUACCUGAAUCACUCCCAUCAAGCCCGCAAGCUCCCAAUGCUGAGGAACGGUCAAGGCCUUGGGCACGGAAUGAGCCCCCUGAUCCAGACCACGAGGACAUAGAUCACGUCGAGUUCAGCCCAGCCCCUGGCAUUCACUUCCAGCGGACGUUCAUCCGGACCGGUGGAAUCAGAGGCGGCCAGAGACAGCCAAACGAUGAUGUUGUAGGCACUCUCUUCCAAGCAUUUGGAGGACUCAUGCAAGGCGCACAGAACCCCAACCGACAAUCGAAUCAACCACAGAUGCGCGGUGGAAUCAUCCUUUCACAAUCUCCACCUCUCGCAAGUCGGAAUGCCAUGCAACCCCCUCAUUCUCCCCAUCACCACCACCACUUCCAUGGCGUUUCCCCACACAACGCGAACAUGCCUGGAAACAACGCCGCAGAUCCAAUGACGGGCAUCCAUGCAAUGCUCCAAACAAUGCUUGCCUCAAUGCAACCGCACAUGAACAACAAUGGCGGGCCACCAAACAUGCGCGGUGGUCCGGGAGGUCCGGGCUUCGGCUUCCCCGAAAUCCUCUCCAGUAUCUUCAACCCUGCCAACGCCGUCCACGGCGAUGCGGUACUUACACAGGAAGCCUUCGACCGCAUAAUGAGUCAGAUGAUGGAACAGAACAACCAAUCCUCGGCCCCUGGUCCAGCCUCCGAAUCCGCCAUCUCCUCCCUUCCCAAGAAGAAGAUUGACAAAUCAAUGCUCGGCUCUGACGGCAAAGCCGAAUGCUCCGUCUGCAUGGACAAUGUCGAGCUUGAUGAGGAGGAAGGGCAUCAUGCCUGA
This is a messenger RNA of Bacidia gigantensis, 1038 nucleotides long. RefSeq lists its product as uncharacterized. Bases 1 to 1038 code for a protein of 345 amino acids. NCBI's taxonomy places the organism in Eukaryota, Fungi, Ascomycota, Lecanoromycetes, Lecanorales, Ramalinaceae. The transcript is spliced from 3 exons. The record is from RefSeq and is a predicted model, not a curated record.